Messenger RNA from Phascolarctos cinereus (koala), 2981 nucleotides. Lineage: Eukaryota; Metazoa; Chordata; Mammalia; Diprotodontia; Phascolarctidae. The record is from RefSeq and is a predicted model, not a curated record.
AUGUCCUUUCACCAGGAGCCAGGAGCCAGGACCCAGGUAUUGUACCAGCACCCAGGUCUUCCACCAGGAGUCAGCACCCAGGCCUUGCACCAGGAGCCAGGAGUCAAGAACCCAGGCCUUCCACUGGGAACCAAGAACCAGGCCGCCCAGGAAUUUGGCCUUGAACUAGACCCAGACCCAGGCCUUCCAUCAGGAGCCAGGACCCAGGAUCCACGCCUUCCAUCAGGAGCCAGGAUCCAGGACCCAGGACUGAGGCCUUCUACCAGGAGUCAGCACCCAGGCCUUGUACCAGGAGCCAAGACUCAGAACGCAGGCCUUGCACCAGGAGCCAGGAGCCAGGACCCGGGCCUUGCACCAGGAGCCAGGACCCGGGCCUUCCACCAGGACCCAGGAAUCUGGCCUCGAACUAGGACCCAGGACCCAUGCCCUUUCACCAGGAGCAAGGACCCAGGACCCAGGACCCAGGUAUUGUACCAGGAUCCAGGACCCAGGAUCCAGGCCUUCCACCUGGAGUCAAGACCCAGGCCUUCCAUCAGGAGCCAGGAGUCAGGACCCAGGCCUUGUACCAGGAACAAGGAUCCAGGACCUAGGACCAAGGCCUUCAUCAGCAGCCAGCACCGAGGACCCAUGCCCUUUCACCAGGAGCCAGGACCCAGGACCCAGGACCCAUACCCUUUCACCAGGAGCCAGGACCAAGGACCCAGGACCUUUCACCAGGAGCCUGGACCAAGCACCCAGGAUCCAGGUCUUGUACCAGGACCAAGGAUCCAGGACCCAGGACCAAGGCCUUCAUCAGAAGCCAACACCAAGGACCCAGGCUUUGCACCAGCAUCCAGGAGCCAGGACCCAUGCCCUUUCACCAGGAGGCAGGACCAAGGACCCAGGAUCCAGGUAUUGUACCAGGACCAAGAAUCCAGGAUCCAGGAGUCAGGACUCAGGCCUCUCAUCGGGAGCCAGGAGUCAGGACCCAGGCCUUCUACCAGGAGCCAGCCCUAGGACCAAGGCCUUCCACCAGGAACCAGGACCCAGCACCUAGGCCCUUUCUCCAGGAGCCAGGACCAAGGACCCAGAAUCUAGGCCUUGUACCAGGACCAAGGAUCCAGGAGCCAGGAGUCAGGACCCAGACCUUGCAUCAGGAGCCAGGACCCAGGAUCCAGCCUUUCCACCAGUACUCAGGACCCAGAACCCAGGGCUUCCCACCAGGAGCCAAGACCCAGGAUCUAGGCCUUGUAGCAGGACCAAGGACCCAGGACCCAGGACCAAGGCUUUGUACCAGGAGCCAGCACCCAGGAGCCAGGACUCAGGCCUUCCACCAGGAGUCAGGACAAAGUACCUAGGCCUUGUACCAGGAACAAGGAUCCAGAACCUAGUACAAGGCCUUCUACCAGGAGCCAGCACCUAGGACCAACGCUUUCCACUAGGAACCAGGACUGAGUAAUCUGGUCUUGAACUAGGACCCAGGACCAAGGAUCCAGGACCCAGGCCUUCCACCAGGAGCCAGCUCCUAGGACCAAGGCCUUCCACCAGGAACCAGGAACCAGGACCCAGGAAUCUGGCCUUGAACUAGGAUCCAGGACCCAUGCCCUUUCACCAGGAGCCAGGAGUCAGAACCCAGGCCUUGCACCAGGAACUAGGAAGGAUGACCUAGGACUCAGGCAUUCCACCAGGGGCCAGGACCCAGGAUCCAUGCCUUCCACCAGGAGGUAGGACAAAGGACCCAGGAACCAAGCCUUCUACCAAGAGCCAGGAUGGAUGACUUAGGACCCAGGCCUUCCACCAGGAGUCAGGACACAGGAACCUACACCUAGGCCUUCCACCAGGAACUAGAACCUAGGAUCCAGGCUCCAGGCAUUCUACUAGGUCCCAGGAUCCAGGACCCAGAGCUUCCACCAGGACCCAGUACCCAGGCCUUGCACCAGGAGCCAGCACCCAGGCAUUGCACCAGGAACCAGGACCCAGGAUCCAGGACUCAGACCUUGUACCGGGACCCAGGACCCAGGACCCAGGCCUUGCACCAGGAACCAGGAGUCAGGACCCAAGCCUUGCACCAGGAACCAGGACCCAGGAGCCAGGACUUCCACCAGGAGUCAGAACCUAGGACCGAACCAAGGACUGAGGAUCCAGGCCCUUUUACUAGGAGGCAGGACCAAGUACCCAAGAUCCAGGACCCAGGACCCAGGUCUUCCAACAGGAGCUAGGAGUCAGUACCCACUAGGAACCAGGAGUCAGGACCCAGGCCUUCUACCAAGAGCCAGCACCCAGGAGCCAGGAUGGAGGACCCAGGACCCAGGCUGUCUACCAGGAGCCAAGACCAAGGACCUUCCACUAGGACUCAGGACCUACCAUCUAGGCCUUCCACCCGAAGCCAGGACCAAAGACCCAGGCCUUCAACGAGGACCUAGGACCCAGGCCUUCUACUAGGAGCAGGAUGGAGAACCCAGGACCCAGGACUUCUACCAAGAGCCAGAAUGGAUGACCUAGGACCCAGGCCUUCUACCAGGACCCAAGCCCCAGGAUCUAAGCCUUAGGACUUCCAUAAGCCAGGACCCAGGACCCAAGCUUCAGGCUUUAGGACUUCUACCAGGACACAGGACCCAACAUCCCAGCCUCAGGACUUCCACCAGGACCUAAGCCUCAGACCUUCCACUGGGAGCCAGGACCCAGGACCCAAGCCUCAGAUCUUUCACUGGGAGCCAGAAGCCAGGACUCAGGCCUUCUAGGAACCAGGAACUAGGACCCCAACCCUCAGGCCUUCCACCAGGAGUCAGGACCCAGGACCCAAGUCUCAGGCUUUCCACCAGGACUCAAGACCCUAGGACCCAAGACCCCAUCCUCAGGCCUUCCACCAGGACCCAAGCCUCAGACCUUCCACUGGGAGCCAGGACCCAGGACUCAGGCCUUCUGGAACCGGAACUAGGACCCCAACCCUCAGGCCUUCCACCAGGAGUCAGGACCCAGGACCCAAGUCUCAGGCUUUCUAC